Mus caroli (Ryukyu mouse) is the source of this 3229-nucleotide messenger RNA. It is a transcript of the gene CUNH18orf54, whose product is annotated as chromosome unknown C18orf54 homolog. The record is from RefSeq and is a predicted model, not a curated record. NCBI's taxonomy places the organism in Eukaryota, Metazoa, Chordata, Mammalia, Rodentia, Muridae.
AUGUUGGGUCGGUUUGAAAGCGAGCGCGGGCGUCUGGCCUUCCUGCGGUGGCGGAGGAAAUAGCGGUCCCGAGGAGGGCGGUGUCGCGCUCGGGGAUGCUUUGUCGCGUCGUCCGGUUUGGGCAGGGCUUGGGCUGUCCGCCGCCCGGAGUCUGGAAGUGCGCGCUUUAAAAUAAAAGUGUCCUGGGACGCUGCCAUCCCGGAGCCAGCCCGACAGCCACACCCAGCGCACAGGGAUGGUCCCAGUCUCUGCAGCCCAAGGCCUGCCAUAACCGGUGUUCCAGACCCGUCGCCGCUGCCCUCCCCUUGGAAGGCUAAACCAGAGAGCAGCGGGUUCCAAGAGUUGUGCUCCACUUCCAGAGCGUCCAUCUAUCUCCCUGGCACUCAUUUGACGCGGUCGGGUCGUCUGUGUUUUGAAUCGAGGUAGUUGACAUUUCUUGCCCUAACUUUUAUUCUGCACCGCGAUGGAUUUAUUUCGGGAGAUUGAAACCGGCACUUCUGAAGGGAAUGUAUUUAAUGGAAACGAGUAACUCCUUUUGAGAAAGCCAUGGCGAAAUUAAACACAAAGCACAGGGGUUGUUGUCGAGAGUCUUCAGUGUCUUCUCUCCUGGCAAGCGGCAGCCUGAGUGGCAGCAGCUCCCACAGCUCUCACAGCUCCCACAGCUCGUUUGUGUAUAAGGACCAGCUGUACAGCUCGGCUUCCGAGGCUCUGCAGGCCUAUAUUGAUGAUUUUGACCUGAGCAGAGAACAUCCUGGUGCAAACGCCGUCAAAGCAAACACUGACGGUGAGGUUGGUAAUGGGCUGCAAUUUCCCAGCUAUGUGCAUACACCCGACAAUGCUUUUGACAAUCUUGAUCCCAAGCAGCACUUUAACCCCUUGUACUAUAGAAGAGAGACUGUUAAUGACAUGGACGCCAUUAGCCUGACAACUGAUGAUUUGUUAAGACUUCCAGCGGACGGAUGCUUUUCCUUCACUUGUGUUCCACCUGAUCACCGACCAAACAAGAAAUACAGUGGAAGACAGGAUUCAUCGGACAUUAAGAAUAGUCCAAGUUUUUAUGGAGACGCUACUUCCAAGAGCAAGAAUAACAUAGUUCCUUGCUAUGUAUAUACAAAUAUAAAUGGAAAGAAAUGUGGUAGGCCCAGGACCCCAAAACCUAUUAAUAGAGAAAAUAAAUGUGUUUCGGAAUCAUCUUUAUCUUUUCCCAAAGAAUCAUCCUUCCCGGAGGACAGUGCAGAGCGCAGGCUCGAGAAGAACUAUCCAAGAUGGCUGACUAGCCAGAAGGCUGACCUCAGUGUCUCAGGGGUAACUAGUAUACCUGACUUUAAGUAUCCAAUUUGGCUCCAUAAUCAAGACUUGCUACCUGAGGCAAAUACUCCAAGGGGUUAUAAAUUACUUAACGAAGAUGAAUAUCACCCUAUACAUAGUUACCAAACACAAAGAACAAAUCAGCUGUUAAAUAAAAUAGAUUGUUUUGAAUAUUCUUUUAAACCUUCAAACUUAACAGACUCCUUCAGUGAGUAUAAAGGAUUAGGUAAUGAAUUUAAAUGUCAGUGUGACAAUCCACUUCUCCCAGGACAAUCCCAAAAGCCAUUCUGUGGUGACAAAAUUGAGUUGCUUAUCCUGAAGGCUAAGAAGAGUCUCAAACAAUCUACUGAAGACUUACCAAAGCCCGUGGGAAAGGAGGACAGCCCUUGCUCCUUAGAUAAACUGGAAGCAGAACGAACGUGGGAAAAUGUCCCUGUUGCUUUCAAACCUCCUGUCCCUGUUAAAGCUGAUGACAGUCCUCAACGAAGUUCCAGGACACAAUGUGGGAAUGAGUUUCUUGAGGACUUUUUAAAGGAUGGGAAUCAGAGCUCUACUCUAUCUGGAGGCAAACAUCAUGGUCCUGUUGAAGCUUUGAAACAAAUGUUAUUUAACCUUCAGACAGUACAAGAAAGUUUUAAUAAGAAUAAAAAUACAGAGCCUGAAGAAGAGAUUAAGCAAGUGUCAGAGGAUGAUUUGUCUAAAUUACAGAUGAAGGAAAAUAUGAUGCCUAUUACUAGGUCUCUUCACAAGGCCUUACAACAUUUAUCCCGCCUGAGAGACCUGGUCGAUGACACCAGUGGGAGACAGUCACCAAGGAAGUGAAGAGGAAAAUAAGCCUUCACCGCAAUAAACAGUCACCACCCAAUGAGUUACGUACUCUUUGCUGUUACUGACACUGAGAAAGUGAACAUUAGCCACGCGUUAUCCUGUCACCAGUUCAAGUGGAUUUACAGCUAAGAAUCGGAACUUGGAAAUAUUCAUAGGCCCGAUUUUAUAUGAAAACAAAAGUGGAAGACACUAAGAUAUAUCCUGAAGUAGUACGUGGAUCCUCAGACCAGAAAACUUUUUAAUAUUCAUAAGUGGAUAAUUUCCUUUCUUGCUAUUUAUCUGGACUCAGUUUUUAUCGACAGUCUUAUCAUUUGCCAUUUAAUUCUUGGUUGUAAAAUCUUUUAGCUUCUUCCCAAAUCAUCUAAAUGUUAUCUUUGAAUGUGUGUGUACUGAGUAUUUUCAAGCACCUACAGGAGUACCACCUACAAGUACUCAACAAUGAGUACCUACAUUGUUGUGUCCUAGGGGUCAUUUUGCUACUUCUAAAGUUUUAUACAUUGGAUAUUUAAGAUGUUCUGUUUGUAAAUGACAUUUAAAUAGUUUGUGACUCAGUGUUAAUGGAAUGUUCUUUUAUUAUGACACCAUAGAAUCUUUUUUUACUUAAUUCAAUUAAUUGAUUCUUUGUAAGAUAAUCUUGAUAAUACUUAACAGUUGACAAAUUAUUUGAGACUAUAUUUGUGAAUUUAAUAUUUGAUAUGUAGUUCCCCAGAUUUUAGAUUUGGGUUAACCUCAAUCUAUUAAAAGCUAUGACAUUAUGAAAAAUCUGAAACUGAACAAAAUAUGAGUGUAGAAAAUCCCAAAACAAUUAUAAUUUAAAGCUAUUUACUAUAGUGUUCCAAAUUUAUCUCUAGAUAGAACUGAGCAGAGUUGUGUUUUGCAGUUUCUACUAAGCAAAUAUUAAUAUUUAUAAUAAGUAGAAAACAUCUUCAUCAAGAACCAGAAUUAUGUAAUAAAGCAUGGAGAAUGCAUUUACAAGCCUGAUGAAAUUAGUGUAUGGUCAAAGACUACAAAUUAACAUUUUACCCAAAGUUGUUCUUAUAGAACAUGAUUUUAAUAUUUUCAACUGUUAAUAAUUCAAUAAACAAUUAUUUUA